AUGGCGUCGUUGCUAUCUUCAGUCGACAAAUCAACGCUGCUGGCGAUAGAGACUUUGUCUGGGGUGGGACUUGCGACGUUGACGCUCCUGUCGAUUCAAAGCGGUAGGUUGGAGGCCAUGACCGAUCCGGAGAAAGAGGGGCCAAGAGAUGCGGCCUUGGGUUCUCCAGUGGAAGCGUAUGAGUUUGCAAGAAACUUGGCGCGGGAGCAUGCGCAAGUGAUACCAGUCUUAGUCUAUGUGGCGGUUCUCUGCCUUUGCAUGGUCAUCGGCCAUUUGUUUGAAGAAAAUCGAUGGGUUAACAAAUCCAUCGCCGCCAUUAUCAUCGGAUGCGUAACUGGAACAAUAAUCUUGCUUGUGAGCAAAGGAAAGAGUUCUCACAUCCUGCGAUUUAAUGAAGAGUUGUUCUUUAUAUAUCUCCUCCCACCUAUAAUAUUCAAUUUAAUUUUACGACCAACGCAGAUUUCAGGCACCUGGUGGCUGUUCCCGAAGUUGGGAUUUGGUGGCCUGAAUGUACGAGCCUAUCUCGCUGUGGGAACAAUUUUUUCGUCAACUAAUACAGUGUGUACACUGCAGAUUCUUCAUCAAGAUGUUACUCCUUUGCUGUACAGCCUGGUCUUUGGGGAAGGAGCGGUGAAUGAUGCAACAUCAGUUGUUCUGUUCAAUGCAGUUCAAAAGAUUGACGUUAGUAAGCUUAAGGGCGCGACUGGACUUCGUGUCAUUGGAGAUUUCCUAUACUUAUUCUUUACAAGCACUGCUCUCGGAAUUGCAGUAAGUUUACCGUUGGACCGACAAUGGAAAGGAUUUAAACUUGAUAUUGAUGCAUAUGGUAGUUUCACAUAUUCUGGUGUCACAUUGGAUCCCGUCAAUGCUACGAUGAUUACUAACACCGUAAAAUGUGAAUUCGAGGGGGUGAUGUUGCAGAGGCAGGGUGAGUUGGCUUGGCGGACAACACUGCAACAUUUCUUGGUUGGUGGUUUUGGUGAUUUGGCGAUCACGGCCGGGUGGCACUCCUCAGUUGGGCGGAUUAAAUGUUGCAUACGGAGACUGCCGUGGCUCCACCAAGUGCGAUCAACAAAAUCACAGGCGUUAGAAACUCCAGAAGCUGCUCAUUCUAAACCUAACAGGCCUAGUCAGACAAACCAUAGCGCCAUCGGCAAAAUAAGACCUGCCAUGAACCUUUGUACAUUUUCAUACCAUCACUCUACCUACAAACAUGACCUCAAGUAA
Molecule: messenger RNA, 1227 nt
Organism: Pyrus x bretschneideri (Chinese white pear)
Lineage: Eukaryota; Viridiplantae; Streptophyta; Magnoliopsida; Rosales; Rosaceae
Product: sodium/hydrogen exchanger 5-like
Exons: 11
Coding region: 1-1227 (408 amino acids)
Biological process (GO): proton transmembrane transport
Cellular component (GO): membrane
Molecular function (GO): sodium:proton antiporter activity
Source: RefSeq, a predicted model, not a curated record